This is a messenger RNA of Malassezia japonica, 441 nucleotides long. RefSeq lists its product as uncharacterized. The transcript is spliced from 2 exons. The coding region runs from base 1 to 441 and encodes 146 amino acids. Gene Ontology annotation, molecular function: structural constituent of ribosome. Lineage: Eukaryota; Fungi; Basidiomycota; Malasseziomycetes; Malasseziales; Malasseziaceae. The record is from RefSeq and is a predicted model, not a curated record. Gene Ontology annotation, cellular component: small ribosomal subunit; ribosome. Gene Ontology annotation, biological process: translation.
AUGGCGAUGCUCGCGCCGAUGGCGCGGAUUGCGCGCCCGGCGGUGCAGCCCGCGCCUCUGCGUCUGGAUAUCCGGUCGCUCCAUACGACACCCCCUGCGCUCGUCACGCUGCAGCAGGCGAUGCGCGGCGCGCGGCGGCCGCACCGUCCCCCGGUGAACCGCACGCCGGCGCUCGAAGGCUGCCCGUUUGUGAAGGGCGUGUGCACCAAGAUCUUUACGACCAAGCCCAAGAAGCCGAACUCGGCCAUCCGUAAGAUGGCGCGUGUGCGUCUGUCGAAUGGCCGCACGGUUACCGCGUAUAUUCCCGGCGAAGGCCACAACCUCCAGGAGCACAGCGUGGUGCUCAUGCGCGGCGGUCGUGUCCAGGACGUGCCGGGUGUGCGCUACCGCCUGGUGCGUGGCGCGCUCGACUUUGGUGGUGUCGUUGGUCUAUGGAGGUAG